Tilletiaria anomala UBC 951 is the source of this 420-nucleotide messenger RNA. RefSeq lists its product as uncharacterized. The transcript is spliced from 2 exons. NCBI's taxonomy places the organism in Eukaryota, Fungi, Basidiomycota, Exobasidiomycetes, Georgefischeriales, Tilletiariaceae. The record is from RefSeq and is a predicted model, not a curated record. The coding region runs from base 129 to 392 and encodes 87 amino acids.
CCCCACGUAGUUCUUUGCGGAUCAAAGACCGCGGAGCAAGGAGGACACGAAGCCGAAACUAUUGCCACCAGGAGAGGCUGCUAUGGCUGACGAGUUCAGCGACGACGAAUGGUCGUUUUACAUCGACGAUGUACGCCACACCGAGGCGGUCACAUGGAUCUGACGGCAAAGGGGAAGAUCCCAUGUUCAAGGACCUCGUCGAAUAUCUUAAAGCUGUGGAGCCAAUUUUUCAGCGCAUACCCAACCUGGGAUAUUUCUCCUGCGUGACAGCAUUGGCCUUCGUGGCGCUCGCAGCCAUUAUAUCGACAUUUGGGAACGGCUGUGAUGUCAUGUUGCAACCGCGUACGCAUGAGUUGGAGAUUGGCCCAAAUUAUCGCGACGUUGCUAGGUAACCCAGAUUCCACACCCGGAUCACUUAAC